CUAAAAUUAUUAAAAUUGCAUAAAAAGAAUAAAAAGAACUAACCCAAAAAUGACUUACCAUCUUCUCCCUAGUCAGCUCACUCCUCAUUCCUAUUAUUGUUUCUCUUGCUUCUUGAUCAAGUGUCAGAUCACUAGGGUCCCUUGUUCUCUAGAUCUCUUUAUGUAUUUGUAUAAGAUUUCUCAUGCAGGACACAUUGAGUCGAAGUCAUACUCCAAUGUGUCAAUCUUGAAUGACUGUGGUCCUGUGACGUUCCCAUCUUCGCUCAAACAUUGGAAAUCAAAGUUCGUCUUCGUUUCUGGUUUCCCCAGGGAUCGACACCCUUUCUUGGCAAGGUUUCCUGGGUGUCGUUCCUUCAUCCGUCAUCACCGCCCCAAGGACACCAUGUAGCUUCUCAAGUACACGGAGAAGCUUUUGGCGGAAUGUCGCCCUAACCCUCUUAGUGUGUACGAUAGUUGUACGAAGGUGAACCUGGGCAGAGCAGGGUUCCUCAUCUCGCUUGACCGCCAAUAUGAGCUGGCCGAGGCGUUCAGGGGGGAACACCGAGGCGUGGCCUCGAAAAUAUAGAAGCCAGCACGUUGGAUGAGUAGGAGUCCGAUUCCAAGGAGGCACAGGAUGACCAUCAGAUCGAGGAUGAGCAAAUGCAUCCUUCUGAUCCCGAGGAGGAAAGUGAUACCGAAUCGUCCUCCGAAGACGGAAAUGAUGAAGGUUUGUAUUUUACCUUUGUCUUCCUUAUUUAACAAAUAUCCUCCGACGGCUAACCUUUGUUUUCCGUUUCAGGUGAGAUGCACCGUGCUCGCACUAUGAAGAAGUUGGUGACCCAAGGCUCAGCCGAAGGUCAGAGCGGAAGGGGGGGAUUCUCAGUUGUUGAGCGGGGCUCAAGAAUUCCAUGAGUCUACUGUGGUCACCAUCCCCAGCCCAACCAAAGCUCUGGACCACACACAGAAGAGGAGAAGGGUCAUUGGAGCCAAGGAAGAGGAAGAAGGUCCUAGUUCCGACUCUUUCGGACUGGAUGCAGUUCUGGCCAUGCGCCCGCCAAAAUUCAAGGGCGGAAAAUCUUCCCUCCACAGCACUUCUGGUGGGGAAGGUGAUGAUUGUGUAGAGACGAAGGCCGGAUUCUUGACGUCUGUGCUGAAGGACGAGGACAAAAUCCUAUUGUCCUUGCGAAAGACUUUGGCGGAGGUAGGAAAUAAGGUCGUUUACUUGUUGACAGUUUCUUAGUAUCUGUUGGCCGACUAACCUCGUGUUUUGUAUGCAAUGGACGAGUUGGACGCUCUCAGUUCCCAUCGCUCAAUUGUAAAGUUCGUCUCGGGGGCCAACUUUUUAACCUCUAUGGAAACAAAGCUUGGCUGCCUGAAAAAGCUUCCUGAGGCCCACGAUGAGCAAGUGUUAGAGCUCCAACUGCAGGCCGUGUCCAAAUUUGAGGAGGUGGUCAAGCUAUAGGGUUUGUUGAAAGAGGCGGAGGAGUCUAUGUCCCAGCUCAUAAGUUCGAUGGCCAGCCUUGAGGAGAAACUCCACCAAUCAGAUGAGAGGAGGGCCGAGCUGGAUAUUGAGCUUGUGGAGGCCGUCUCUCAUCAGGAGUAAGCUGAGCGCGAGAAGAAGAAAGUCGUGUUUCAGGAAUCAAGACGAAAUCAAAGCCACUUUACAUCAAUUAGCCCUAAUUCAUACGAAAUUGAAAUCCAAAGACAGAUUAAAAAUGUUUAGGAGCUGGUGAAUUUGGCGAUGGCCUUGGUGCCUUUAGAAACAGCGUGCUUGGCCAAUUCUCCAGGAAGAACCAAUCUCACGGCGGUCUGGAUCUUGCAGGAAGUGAUGGUGGGCUGAGUCCCUUGCGUUCAAAGAGGUGUUGAUGGAAAAUUUUCCCAAGUACUUCGAUGAAUGGGUGAAGACUAAAGUCGGCCUGAAGAAGAUUGGGGUUGAGGGGUCGAAAUGGUUAGAGGUCGGCAUCUACCACGAGAUCGAGCUCGUCCUUCAGCGCACUAGGAUAGUGGAUCCCUCCUUUCCCUAGCCAGGAGUUGAUAUUACGCAGAUGCACGAUCCGGAUCAGAAUGACGAGCUCGGCCCAAACCCGGAUUUCAUGGGCACCCAGCCGCUGGUCGAAGUUCUUCAAGCUAACUUUGCUCAGACUUCGGAUGCUCCUCUGGCCUAGGCUUUAUCGAACCUU
Molecule: messenger RNA, 2159 nt
Organism: Cuscuta campestris
Lineage: Eukaryota; Viridiplantae; Streptophyta; Magnoliopsida; Solanales; Convolvulaceae
Source: the annotation of a GenBank genome assembly